This is a messenger RNA of Sceloporus undulatus (fence lizard), 977 nucleotides long. Its product is annotated as orofacial cleft 1 candidate gene 1 protein homolog. The record is from RefSeq and is a predicted model, not a curated record. Gene Ontology annotation, cellular component: perinuclear region of cytoplasm. Bases 36 to 977 code for a protein of 313 amino acids. The transcript has 8 exons. NCBI's taxonomy places the organism in Eukaryota, Metazoa, Chordata, Lepidosauria, Squamata, Phrynosomatidae.
UUCCUGUUUGCACAUCUCCGAAUAGGAAGACAAGCAUGAAUAGGGAGAAGUUCCAGCAGAAGGCUCUGAAACAAACUAAGCAGAAGAAAUCCAAGUCGGCUGAAUUUCUGAUGGGAGAAGAUGAGAGAGUUGCAGCAGAAGGCAUUGCAAAUCCAGCUUUUAACAUCAGCAGUGCAGAUCUUUCAGCAUAUCAGACUUCAGAGGAGGACGUUAUUAGACGUGACAAGCUGGAUAGCACCCUUGCAGCUCGCCAACAAAAACUCAAGCUGCAAGCCUGUUCUGAACCAAGAGGAAAUGAAUGCAGCAGAAAUUACUUUGACCCUCUGAUGGAUGAGGAAAUAAACCCAAGGCAGUGUGGGAUGGAGGUCAGCAAAGAAGUGCCUGCAAAACUGUAUGAGAAACUUCUCUAUGAGAAACUGAUGACAAUUCUAGAUGAAGAGAGUGGGAUGUUGGCAUCACAUGAAAAACCUGUUGAAGACAAACAUGAUUCUGCAUGGCCUAUGAACUAUAACAAGCCUUUUCAUCUUUGUGAGAAAGCUGAAGAACAAGAAGUUCUGCCUUAUAUUGACCAGUUUGAGAAGGAUGUUCAAAAUGAGAUUAUUCUCCUUGGCAACUCUCUACUGGAACAGAUCAACUGGUCUAAAAAGUCCCAACCCAUUCAAAUCCAACUUAAAUGCAUACGGGGUAUUAAAGACAAAGUGCCUCAAGGCAGCUACAUUCUCAAGGUUUCCAUCCGUGGACAAGUUGGUGGUGAGCUGCUUUCCUGGUCCAAAGUGGAAGGUCAACAGUGGGCUGGUACCUCACUACCAGUCAGACAUAAUGGCAACUUCUACGACGUGGAGAUCUGUUUUGACCAAAGCGUCCACACAAUCACUCAUUAUUCUUCAAGAAGCAAUAUGUUUCAAGGGGAGCUGAAUAGUGUACAUAAUAGUGAGAGUGCCAAAGAAGAGAAAGAAAAGAACAGAGAUGCAGAUUAG